Gryllus bimaculatus (two-spotted cricket) is the source of this 3283-nucleotide messenger RNA. The record is from the annotation of a GenBank genome assembly. Lineage: Eukaryota; Metazoa; Arthropoda; Insecta; Orthoptera; Gryllidae.
AUGGACUUUAUAGAACAAGAGAAACUUCUGUGUAAAAAAAGGAAGCGUUUCUCAGCAAAAUGUCAUUUUCAAGAUAAAAUGUUGGCGAAUUUUCGUCCACCUGCAAAUGACUCAAGUGUAUUCGUGUUUACUGAAAUGGAAUUGCUCAAUUACUUCUUUAUAUCUGCAAGUACCUUAGUAGUUGCUGUAAUUCUAGUCAUAGUUUCAAUUUGGCGUAAGUUGUCCAAAUCAGUACCACGACCAAUUCUCAUUAAAGAGUACUGGGGUCCGGGAAAUCCAAAAGAUGACGACCAUACCAUCUUACCUUUCAAGAUUGACGUCUCCAAUGAAGAGCUGAACGAUUUACAGCAGAGACUUAGAAAUGUACGAAAGCUGACUCCUCCUCUUGAAGACAAUUUUCGGUAUGGUUUCAACACUGAGUAUCUGCAGAAGGGCGCGGCCAAGCCGGGCCUGGGCCCCGCGCAGAUGGGCGUUCUCUUCCGUGUGCUCAUGCAGCGCCUGGGCCACUUCACGUUCUAUGUGCACGGCAGCGACUGGGGGCACUGUUUUGGGAUUCCACACAAAUAUGGUGUAUUCAAGUUCAAUGUUAACCAGAUUCAAGAUGAUGCUGGGUAGCAUUUACCCGAAAUUUGUUGUUGAUUCAGAGCAUUGCAGUAAGGUUUAUCCAAUGAGAAAGCAUGUGGCUGAACUCUUGCAUGAAACUGGAUAUUUUCACUUACAUGCGACGAAACCAGACACCAUUGGUGUUGCCCUUCAAGAUUCUCCAAUAGGAUUAGCAGCAUAUAUACUUGAAAAGUUCUCCACUUGGACAAAUAAUGAGUGGCGAGAACUUUCUGAUGGUGGCCUUGAGAAAAAGUAUACGUUAACUAAUUUGUUGGAUAACGUUAUGAUAUACUGGAUUACUGGUGCAAUUACUACUUCAGUAAGACUUUACAGUGAAGCAUUCUCUAAAAAGAAUCCGGCUGCAAAACUCGACAGAUUCCCCUGUGUUGUGCCAACCGCAGUAUCUAACUUUCCGAAGGAGCUUGUCUAUGUUCCUGAAAUGCUGGCUCGAGACAAGUUUCCUAAUUUGGUACAAUUUACCCAUUUGCCAAGAGGAGGACACUUUCCAGCAUUUGAAGAACCACAAAUUCUUGCGGAUGAUAUGUGGGAUGCUUUUGAACAAAUUGAGAGAUAUAUCACUGAAAGGUACACACAAUACAGGUGAUAAGUCGAGUGAUCAAGUGGUAAAUUAAGUGAUAAACCAAGUGAACUAACUCAAGUGAUUACUCAACUUGGUAUUAAAAAAAUAUUGUGACUCUUGUCCUAACUAAGAUCAAUUUUAGUUAAAAUGUUGUCGGAAUAUUAUAAGAAAAUGAAUUUCUUGGUAGAAAUAUUCUGCGACCUAAUUACUCGUAUUUAAAGAGAUUUCAAAUGAAAACUGUGAAUGCAAUUGGGACCUUCUGAGGAUAAAUAAGGGCCAACGGACUCAAUUGCAUAUUAAAGGACAAAUAGAAUGCGUUUUGAAGCAUCCAUUUCAAAUUUUCUGUAGAUAUGGUUGUAAUUUAUCAUUAUUUUUAAAAAAACGUUUUUAAAAUAUUUAUUUCCUACUUGUUUAAUCGUACAAUUUUUAAGGGACUUAAAUUUUAUUGACAAUAAUUGUAUAACCAUUGUCUAAUUUACGAUCAUUAUGUAAUGAGGAAUGUAGUUCACGGGAUUUUGUCGGAGUGAGUAGAAACAUUUAAACCAUUAAUAUGCCGACGUUUUGGGAUUUUUAUUCCAUCCUAAGGGCUAGUGUAAAAGUAACAAGACAUUAACACAACAUUAAUAUGAAUCUACAACAUACAAAUUAAUAAUAUGCUUUGCAAAAGUGAUAAUGUGUAAGAUACAAACAAAUAUAAGAUGUUAGUAAGGUGGCACAUAUUGUAUCAUUUUUUCACAUCAUGUUAUUAAUUAGUGUAUUGUACAUUCAUAUUGAUCUUGUCUUCAUGCCUUCUUGUGCUUACUCUAGCCAUGAGUAUGAAAUAAAAAUAUUUCGAAACGUCGGCAAAAUAAUGGUUUACUUGUAUCUACUCACUCCGAUCAAAUCCCGUGAACUACGAUCUUCAAUAAUAAUUGUACAGGCAAUAUGUCAGCAUUUCAUCUACAGGUAAAUAAUAUUAUCAAUUUGUUUAUAUAAAAAAUACUUAAUUUAACUCUAUUUGAAUAAAUAGGGGACAAUAUAAAGAAAAGUGAAUUAAAAAUAGAGGAAAAUAAUUAUUUAAAAUAGAAAUAAUGAAAAAUGUUCUUAGAGAGACAAGAACGGAUUUCGGGGAUUCGGGGUAAAUGGAAAUAGUUACUUUUUAUAUUAUGUUCGUGAAGUUAUUGUUUCUUGCACGAUCGAGAAUGGAAUUUUUCGGGGUCGAUAUGUCUAGGAAAAAAACAUCAAUCGAGAUGGAGCAAAAAACAAAAACUUCACUCGCGUAAUAUAAACACCAUAUUUUGUACGAUCGUAUAAAAAUGCUUCUAUUACGAAUAAUUAUUUGUUUUAUCUCUACUACUCAUGAUUGGUUGGAAAGGAACCCCCUCCUUCGUUAAGGUUGCAUAACAAUAGACACUGGUUUCGCAUCUUUAGGUUGGGAAGAAUAAUUCAUACGAGUUCCUAUUGUAUAACUGGUCCAUCAAGGUUCUAAUUACUGAUUAAUAGCAAUGCUGUCAACCCCCAAGAGUUGUUCGAAUCUGCAAACUCUGCAGUAUUUAAUAUAUAAUCCAACCUUCUCAAGAUAUUUACAGAAAAAAAACUUACUAACAGUUGGGAAAUUGGUGUACAUCUAAGAGAGUUGCUACGAGUUUCAUAAUAUACUGUGUUAAUAGUUACGUACUAAUUAUGAGAUAAUAAUUCAUUAUAAUUUAACUGUUAUUGAGAAGAGUUUAAUUGUUGCAUUAAUUUAAGAGUGUAAUUAAAGUUGUUUUGCCAUUAAUGUAUGCUUGAAUUUUUGACUUCUCUUGUAAGCUACCUACCGUGCGUAAAAGUAUAUUUUACACAGUCACGUCAUUGUGAAAGAAAAAUAUUUUAUGCACGCUUUUCAGAUGUUUUAAUAGAUGCUUACUUCACGCACGAGUAGCAACACGUAGAAUCCCACAUUUUUAAACGAUCGUAGAAUAAUAACUGGGUUCUAAAGUAAAAUGUUAAUAAGCAGAUGUAGGUAAGUUGUUAUGAAUUUUUUAUGAUAUGAAAAAUAAAGGAUUGAAAAGAAUCGAUUAGAGGUUCUUUGUGUAUUUGCUUAUUUGACAUGAACCACUGUGCAAUUAAUAUUUCCCGAAG